Messenger RNA from Pseudogymnoascus verrucosus, 1022 nucleotides. RefSeq lists its product as uncharacterized. The transcript has a single exon. The record is from RefSeq and is a predicted model, not a curated record. Lineage: Eukaryota; Fungi; Ascomycota; Leotiomycetes; Thelebolales; Thelebolaceae. The coding region runs from base 149 to 886 and encodes 245 amino acids.
GUAUUUAUAAAUCCCAAUCGUUCCCACCCACGAUUUCCGGUCAUAAGUGGGCAUCUAUGAGAGAAAACGGGAUCCUGAGCAACCCCUGAUUUGACAUUUAUCAUAUAAAACCACAUACGCAAAUAUACCAAUCGCCACAUCUACCACGAUGCUGCUUCCUACUCUAGCUUUGUUUGUCGCGGUCGCCCUCCCAAUAACCAGCGCAUAUCCCAUCACUGGCACCUUCGUGAACUGCCGCUCGGGCCCCUCAACCAAAUUCGACGUCGUCAGAUCCUACGUACUGGGUGACGAAGUCACCCUCACCUGCCAAAUUGCUGGCGAAACCGUCACUGGAGACUAUCUCUGGGAUCUCACAACCGAUGGCUGCUAUGUCGCCGACUACUUUGUAAAGACAGGCACCGUCGGCAUGGUCACGGAAGCGUGCGCUCCCAUCGACGGCCGCUCCUCCAUGAACGGCCCCAUCAGCCGCGAUGAGAUCCUUGCCCGGGGCCAAGUCUGGAUUGAUCUCCACGUCCCGUACUCCCAGUCAGCCGCAUACCCGGACCCAGCUGGAACGGAUUACCGUACCGACUGCUCGGGUUUCAUUGCCAUGGCGGUGCAUGCCUCGGCGCCAGGGGAGUCGACCGUCGGGCUCAUUGAUAUUGGUACGGAGAUCGCGUGGGAGGACCUACAGCCUGGUGACUUUGUUGGGACACUUGGCCCUGGGACGGGUGGGGAUAAUGGACAUGUUACGCUGUUCCACUCGUGGGCUGAUAAUAGUAACACGACCUAUAACACACUGGAGUGCCGCGGUACGGCGUAUGGGUGCGUCGCUUAUCAACGCCCCAUCGGGUGGAAGGAUGGCAGUUUCACCUCGAAGCCUUACAGAUAUAUCCAUGUGGAGUAGAUUAUAGAAGUAGCAUUAGGAUUAUUAUUGGACCAGUUUUUCCUUUUUUAAAGGGCUCGGAUGCGAUGUUGUGAUUAGGGUUAGAAAAUUGAUUAUAAUCAUGAUUAUUUAACGUAUUUCACAUACGAGUGAUGCA